Molecule: messenger RNA, 1341 nt
Organism: Anopheles coustani
Lineage: Eukaryota; Metazoa; Arthropoda; Insecta; Diptera; Culicidae
Product: coiled-coil domain-containing protein 1-like
Exons: 3
Coding region: 1-1341 (446 amino acids)
Source: RefSeq, a predicted model, not a curated record
AUGAAAGUAACAUUCCUAUUGGAGCUAUUACUAAUUCUGAUCAUCAUCGCAUUUGCUGCCUCCAAACCGGUCAACGAUGAGGGACGAAAUGCACACAAGGGAACGCUCAUCUCUCGGCAGGCGGUAGAGGAAGUGGCUGCCCCGGUUGAUGCUGUAGCGCCCGUUGCCCCCGUCGCCCCCGUUGCCGGAGGUGACGACGAUGACGAUGAUGACGACGAUUCCGAUGAAUUCGAUCUAGGCGACGAUGAUGAUUCCGCCGAGGAUGACGAUGACGAUGGUGAUGAUGAUGAUGACGAUGAGGACAUUAUCGGAUCGGUCGAGGAUGAGAUCGACGAUGAUGAUGAUGAUGAUGACGAUGAUGAUGAUGAUGAAGUUGCGGCUCCAGUGGCUCCGGCGGCGGUUGUUGACCAGCAGAAGCAGACGGCCAACCAGGCUGCCCCGGUGGCUGCGGCGGCUGCUGAAGACGACGACGAUGACGACGAUGACGAUGAGGACGACGAUGCGCUGUCUUUUUUUGGUGAUGACCUCCUAGGAGCCUUCGACGAUGACGACGACGACGACGAUGACGAUGACGAUGAUGACGACGACGAGGAUACCGUCGCCGCCGUUCCGGCAGCGGUCCAGGCCGUCGCCCAGCCGGUCGCCCAAGCAGCCGCCGCCCCGGUCGUGCAAGCCGCCGCCGCCGCCCCGGUCGCCCCAGCCGCCGCCAAGAAGACCAAGAAGAAGGUGGCCGCCCAGAACACGCAGGCGCUGCUGGAUCUGGCCGAUGCGGCCGCCGCCCAGAACGAGGUCGACAGCCCGGUGAAGAAGCCGGAUGCGGAGCUGGACGUGAACAGCGAGGUGAACAAGAUCGCCGAAUCGCUCACCAACGCCGGUGCGGACAGUGCGGCCAGCGCGACCGACGCCACCGUCGACGAUAACGAGGAGGAGGAGGAGGAGUACGAGGACGCGCCAGAAAAGGUACAAAUUCAAAACACGAAUAACAAUAAAGUUGACGUUGUUGCGAACGCUCCAGUGAAUCCAGUAACCGUGACGAAACCGGAGAAGAAGCCGGCCGCGACCGGGGACGACGACGACUACCUGUCCGCCCUGGUGGGCGACGAUGACGAGGACGAUGACGACGAUGACGAUGACGACGACAGCGAGGAGGCGCCCGCUGCUGCCGCCGCCGCCGCGGCCACCACCGGCCAGAAGGAGGAACAGCAGCAGUCGGCGGCCGCCGUCGCCGAGGCGGAAGCGGACGAUGACGCGGAAGACGACGACGACGACGACGACGAUGACGACAGUGACGAGCUGAUCGAUGAGAGCGCCGUCGAGGACAUUGCCGAGUCGGACGUGUGA